GGGGAGCCCCGCCUCGGUGCACUGACAAAGCCCAGCAGGAGUGACGGUUACCGCUUCCGGUCAGGACCGGAAGUGCCGGGAACGGCAUUCGUCCCCCGUGCGAGAUGACGCACUUCCUGCCUGAGGCGGCCGCUGUUCUCGCGGCUUCCGGCAGGUGGCGCUGAGACCGCGGGAAGCCAGCCUGGCUGUCGGUUAGCCCUCGAGCAUUCUGGGAAUUGCAGGCCUGGCCCCUCCUCUUCCUGUUCUUGGUCAAUUCCGGUCUUGAUUCUCCAACAAAUGCCGUCGUUUCCGGGGCUGCUUCCGAGCCGGACCCAAGGGCCGGGGCGUGGAGGAGUAGAGGGGCGAGCGCAUGCGCACAGGACUACACGUCCCGACAGGCGUCGGGAGCGGCGGCCCAGUUCCUUGUGGGAGCUGUAGUUCUGCAGGCGCGGAAGCCGUGGUGCUCGGCCGGCAGAGCACUCGGUUUCCCAGAGGGCUGAGCGCGCCGCACGGAGGUGCGGCGCCGACCAAGAUGGAGACUGCCGAGCAGCCUUGAGCCGUUGAGCAGCUGAACAGAGGCAAUGCCGGGGCACUCCGAGGCCUGAGACGACCACGCCUGUGCCGCUGAGGACCUUCAUCAGGGCUCCGUCCACUUGGCCCGCUUGGCUGUCCAAUCACACUCCAGUGUCAACCACUGGCACCCAGCAGCCAAGAGAGGUGUGGCGUGGCCCUGGGGACGCAUGGCUGAGGCAGGAACAGGUGAGCCGUCCCCCAGCGUGGAGGGCGAACCCGGGACGGAGUAUGACACGCUGCCUUCCGACACAGUCUCCCUCAGUGACUCGGACUCUGACCUCAGCUUGCCCGGUGGUGCUGAAGUGGAAGCACUGUCCCCGAUGGGGCUGCCUGGGGAGGAGGAUUCAGGUCCUGAUGAGCCGCCCUCACCCCCGUCAGGCCUCCUCCCAGCCACGGUGCAGCCAUUCCAUCUGAGAGGCAUGAGCUCCACCUUCUCCCAGCGCAGCCGUGACAUCUUUGACUGCCUGGAGGGGGCGGCCAGACGGGCUCCAUCCUCUGUGGCCCACACCAGCAUGAGUGACAACGGAGGCUUCAAGCGGCCCCUAGCGCCCUCAGGCCGGUCUCCAGUGGAAGGCCUGGGCAGGGCCCAUCGGAGCCCUGCCUCACCAAGGGUGCCUCCGGUCCCCGACUACGUGGCACACCCCGAGCGCUGGACCAAGUACAGCCUGGAAGAUGUGACCGAGGUCAGCGAGCAGAGCAAUCAGGCCACCGCCCUGGCCUUCCUGGGCUCCCAGAGCCUGGCUGCCCCCACUGACUGCGUGUCCUCCUUCAACCAGGACCCCUCCAGCUGUGGGGAGGGGAGGGUCAUCUUCACCAAACCAGUCCGAGGGGUUGAAGCCAGACAUGAGAGGAAGAGGGUCCUGGGGAAGGUGGGAGAGCCAGGCAGGGGCGGCCUUGGGAAUCCUGCCACAGACAGGGGCGAGGGCCCUGUGGAGCUGGCCCAUCUGGCCGGGCCCGGGAGCCCAGAGGCUGAGGAGUGGGGCAGCCCCCAUGGAGGUCUGCAGGAGGUGGAGGCACUGUCAGGGUCUGUCCACAGUGGGUCUGUGCCAGGUCUCCCGCCGGUGGAAACUGUUGGCUUCCAUGGCAGCAGGAAGCGGAGUCGAGACCACUUCCGGAACAAGAGCAGCAGCCCCGAGGACCCAGGUGCUGAGGUCUGAGAGGGAGAUGGCCCAGCCUGACCCCACUGGCCACUGCCAUCCUGCUGCCUUCCCAGUGGGGCUGGUCAGGGGGCAGCCUGGCCACUGCCUAGCUGGAAUGGGAGGAAGCCUGCAGGCUGCCUGUAGGUGGCACCGGUGGCCCUGGCUGCAGUUCUGGGCAGCAUCCUCCCAAGCAGAGACCUUGCUGAAGCUCCUGGGGUGUGGGGUGUGGGCUGGAGGCACUGGCUCCCUGGUAGGGACAAUAAAGGUUUUGGGUCUUUGUGA
Pan troglodytes (chimpanzee) is the source of this 1973-nucleotide messenger RNA. It is a transcript of the gene TSSC4, whose product is annotated as tumor suppressing subtransferable candidate 4. NCBI's taxonomy places the organism in Eukaryota, Metazoa, Chordata, Mammalia, Primates, Hominidae. The coding region runs from base 720 to 1709 and encodes 329 amino acids. The transcript has 3 exons. The record is from RefSeq and is a predicted model, not a curated record.